UAUGUAGAAAUUUCAAUGGGGAGGGUCCGCACCCGAAAACCCUCCUUUGGGUACGUCCCUGUAAUGAACUGUAAAUUAUUUUUUAGUUUUUGUUGAAGAAAAAUUAGUUCCCCCCCCAUGGCCUCAACUUAAAAUACGCCCUUGAUUUGAAUAUUCACGGUUGAACAAAUCGUAAAAUCGAGCUGAACGCAGUUUAACGUACAUCUAUUCGUUACAAUUGUUGUGCAUAGCUGUCGUUACCGCACCAGCUGAUCGCAUCACGACAGUCACCGUGUGCGUGAGUUCUGACACCGGUUUGAACUUGAAAACGUUGCGACAGUAUUUCACCUUCAUUCGUUAGUAACGAACUAGGUAUAACCUAUCCGUCCAGCUCAACGGUCGAACCGUUUCGAAGCGCUCGUAAAGUCAUUUGAAAACAAUCAACUUUGUCAUUGAUCGGCGCGUGUACGCAAACGUUUCCAAUCGACAGCUGUUACAGUGUGUGGUUAUGUUGCCGGGAAAAUUAGCUUUCGUGACGGGCGCCGGCGGUGGUAUUGGUCGUGCGAUCUGCCGUUUGAUGGCCCGUGAAGGCGCUACGAUAGUGGCGGCGGACGUGGACAUCAAAAACGUACAGUCAACGGUCGCGGAACUCGCAGGGGACGGCCACAAGAGCUAUUGUCUGGACGUGUCCGACGCCGAAUCCGUAGGCACCGUGAUGCAACAGGUGUUCGCGGACUAUAACGGCCCACCAACGGUGGUGGUCAACGCCGCCGGAAUCACGAGGGACAACUUCCUAUUGAAGAUGUCCAUGCAGGAUUUCCAGAGCGUGUUCGACGUCAAUGUCAAGGGAACUUUUUUAGUCACGCAGACCAUUUGUAAAGAGUUGGUGAACAAGAACUUGCCGGGUUCUAUUGUUAACAUUGGGAGUAUCGUUGCCCAACGUGGCAAUAUAGGACAGUGCAAUUAUUCUGCUAGCAAGGCAGCCGUCGAAGUGUUCAGCAAAACAGUGGCAUUGGAAAUGGCCCGAUACAACAUAAGGUGUAAUACUGUACUACCUGGAUUUACCAUUACACCCAUGACUGAUAUCGUACCUGACAAAGUAAAAGAUCACUUUAAGUCAGCUAUACCUUUGAAUAGAUUUGCUGACUCCGCAGAAAUUGCCGAAACCGUAAUAUUUUUGGCUUCCGAAAAGAGUUCAUACAUUACUGGAACAUCGAUCGCUGUUAGUGGUGGAUAUUAAGCCUGUGAAUUCUAUCUGCUAUUAUUCAGUUAGCUAAAACAAAACAUUGUGUUAUUGUUCAUAAUAAAAAUGCUAAAAUAAAUAUUAUAAUAAUCUAAAAAAAUA
This is a messenger RNA of Sipha flava (yellow sugarcane aphid), 1324 nucleotides long. RefSeq names its product estradiol 17-beta-dehydrogenase 8. NCBI's taxonomy places the organism in Eukaryota, Metazoa, Arthropoda, Insecta, Hemiptera, Aphididae. The transcript has 6 exons. Bases 488 to 1219 code for a protein of 243 amino acids. Gene Ontology annotation, molecular function: oxidoreductase activity, acting on the CH-OH group of donors, NAD or NADP as acceptor. The record is from RefSeq and is a predicted model, not a curated record.